CGCGACGCUUGUGCCGGUUAUUGACAAUAGGAAACCGCACGUCGCGCCUAAAGACACCGAACAGAGAAACAAUUUCCUAGUUCCGUAACAUUCUGUAUACAACAUUCCAUUGUAUCUUUCCGUACAAAAAGUACAGGUUGGUUUGGCAGGAUCCAUUCCCGUAUUCGUUUGUAGGACAAAACCUGAGAUUGUGUACAACUAUUGGAUGCUCCAGAACAUUCCAGUGAUAGGAAGAUAGAAUUUGAAACGUUUGCCAGGAUUGUAUCCACGUGCGAGUUUACUGUCCACUAGGCUCCCACGUCAGAUAGAUUCUGGAAGAACGGAAAACUUGAAGGAUCGUCACCUUAUUAAUCAGCAAUAAUGCCAGCCCAAUUCGAAAGUGUAAACAGUCCUAUCGCGAGAGAACCAAUGAUGAACGGUACCGGCCAGCACAGCCACGACAAUGAUGUCGUCAUCAGUGGCUUUUCAGGACGUUUCCCAGAGUCGGACAGCGUAGAAGAACUGAAAAAGAAUUUAUUCGAGGGUGUCGACAUGGUCACCGACGACGAACGCCGAUGGCCGGCCGGUCUCUACGGUUUACCCACAAGAACCGGCAAACUGAAGACACUCAAUCAGUUCGACCCUACCUUCUUCGGCGUCCAUGGGAAACAAGCUCAUCUGAUGGAUCCGCAGCUUCGUUUGCUUCUGGAGACAACUUACGAGGCGAUAGUCGAUGCCGGUAUCAAUCCACAAGAAAUCAGAGGAUCGAAAACCGGUGUAUACAUCGGUGUUUCAACCUCGGAGUCGAACGAGAAGUGGUCCGAUGAUCCGGAUGAAGUUACUGGGUACGCGUUAAUCGGUUGCUGCCGAGCUAUGUUCCCGAAUAGGAUAUCGUUCGCGUUCGACUUCACCGGGCCAAGUUACGCGGUAGACACCGCCUGUUCUUCGUCGAUGUUCGCCAUGCACCAAGCGAUCAGCGCGAUUCGCUCGGGAGAGUGCGACGCUGCUAUUGUCGGCGGAUGUAAUCUUCUGUUGAAGCCCAUCGCGUCGCUUGAAUUCCAUAGGUUAGGUAUGCUGUCGCCAGACGGCAUGUGCAAGGCUUUCGAUGCCGACGGAAAAGGCUACGUCCGCUCCGAAACGGUCGGUGUGUUUUAUCUGCAAAAGGCAAAGGACGCGCGCAGAGUCUACGCCACUGUGAUACACUCGAAGACCAACACCGACGGUAAUAAGGUACAAGGCAUCACGUACCCGAACGGGGAAAUGCAGAACAAAUUGAUGCGCGAGGUUUACUUAGAGGCGGGCGUCAAUCCAGCCGAUGUUGUGUACGUGGAAGCGCACGGAACCGGUACCAAAGUCGGCGAUCCGCAAGAGAUCAAUUCCAUUGCUAAUUUAUUCUGUAAAGGUCGGAAGGCACCGCUUCUUCUCGGUUCUGUGAAAUCGAAUUUGGGCCACGCAGAAGCAGCCAGUGGAAUGGGUUCUCUGGCGAAAUUGCUGAUCGCCAUGGAGGCCGGUGUGAUUCCGGGCAAUCUUCACUUUAAAAAUCCAAACGAAAAUAUACCAUCAUUGAAAGAUGGUAGUAUACAAGUUAUAGAUAGAAACACACCGUGGAAAGGUGGCCUGGUAGCCGUGAACUCCUUCGGUUUCGGCGGAGCCAACGCACACAUACUUCUUCGUAGCAAUCCGAAGCCAAAGUUGUCGCCAGUCUUAGAUAGUAAAUUGCCCAAGUUGGUCCUCGCAUCAGGGCGCACCGAAGAAGCUGUACAAAUUCUGUUAGAUAAAGCCAAAGAACACGAAAAAGAUGAUGAAUUCAUUGCUCUGCUUCACGAUACUUACGCGACCAACAUACCGAGUCAUGCUUAUCGAGGUUAUUCUGUAUUAGGAAAUGCUAGCGGGUCAGAAAUUAGUCAGUGUAAUACUACAGAGAAACGUCCGAUCUGGUUCAUAUUUUCUGGUAUGGGUUCCCAAUGGUCCGGCAUGGGUAAGCAAUUGCUUUGCAUCGAGCCGUUCCAGAGAAGCUUGCAACGUUGCGCCGAUGCACUGAAACCAGAAGGACUCGAUUUGAUGAACAUUAUUUUGAAUGGAACACCCGAGACCUUUGAGAACGUUAUGCAUUGCUUCGUGUCGAUUGCAGCUAUUCAAGUGGCUUUAGUCGACGUGUUAGCGUAUAUGGGUAUUCACCCUGAUGGUAUCAUUGGACAUUCGGUCGGAGAACUUGGGUGCGCCUACGCUGAUGGUACAUUUACACCGGAACAGACAAUGUUAGCUGCAUACUGGCGAGGAAGAUCGAUUCUUAAUUCCAAAUUACCGCCAGGAGCCAUGGCUGCUGUAGGCUUAAGUUGGGAAGAUGUUAAAAAACGAUGCCCGCCAGACAUUUUUCCGGCCUGUAACAAUUCAAGCGAUUCCGUAACCGUUUCUGGUCCGGUUGAUUCUAUCCACAAGUUCGCUGAAAAACUGAAGCAGGACAACAUAUUCGUGAAAGUAGUGGACAGCUCUGGUGUCGCCUUCCAUAGCAAGUACAUUGCUCCAGUAGGACAGAGCUUGCGUGUUGCUCUGGAGAGGAUCAUACCGAAUCCAAAACCGCGAACCUCCAGAUGGAUUUCGACCUCCAUACCCGAUGGAGCUUGGAAUAAUCCGUUGGCACAACUCAGUUCCGCGGCAUAUCACGUGAACAACUUAUUGUCGCCGGUACUGUUCCAACAAGGAUUAACAUUUAUUCACGACAAUGCUAUUACGAUAGAAGUUGCACCGCACUGUCUAAUGCAAGCAAUUCUACGCAGAUCACUACCGAAAAACGUGACCAACGUUGGCCUCCACAAACGGGACAACGAGAACAAUUUAGGCUUCUUCCUUGAGAAUAUAGGAAAAGUGUACACCGCAGGUGCGCAACCUGAAGUGUCCAAGCUGUAUCCAUCGAUAAGUUAUCCUGUUGGUCGUGGUACACCAAUGUUGAAUACUCUUGUUGGAUGGGACCACUCCACCGAGUGGAGUGUGGCGAAUUUCAGUACAAGCGGUGGCUCCUCCGGGGAAAGUAUAGUUGCUGUAGACCUGUCCAAAGAGUCUGACGCGUACCUAAGUGGUCACAAGAUCGACGGAAGAAUUCUUUUCCCAGCCACUGGUUAUCUGGUAAUCGUUUGGAAAACCUUUGCUAAAUUGCGCAAUGUCAAUUACGAAAAACUGCCAGUUGUGUUUGAAGACGUGAAAAUCCUGCGUGCCACCAUCUUACCCACAGAAGGCACAGUUAAAUUCUUGAUUAAUAUAUUCAUGGGUACGGGUGAAUUUGAGAUCUGCGAAAGUGGAUCUGUAGCGGUGACAGGGAAAAUAUCUGUGCCGGAGAAUGUUGAGAAGAUGUUGUUGAAUCUGCCCACGCCUGUUGUACGCAAUGAACCAGAAUUGUUAGAGUUGAAACCUGUAGAUAUCUACAAAGAGCUUAGACUGCGAGGAUACGAUUACACUGGAGUUUUCCGGGGUAUCAAGACCUCUAAUAACCGUGGUGGUUCAGGUGAACUUCUUUGGUCCAAUUGGAUCUCCUUCAUAGAUACUAUGCUUCAGAUCAGUAUCCUCGACAAGGAUACCAGAGCACUGUAUCUACCGACACGUGUAAAGUAUGUCGCUAUCAACCCUAUGAUUCAUUUGGAAUAUGUUAACAACUUGAAACCAGGCGAUGGUAUUCCUGCGCAUUAUUAUAAGAAUAUCGACGUCACGAAAUCGGGCGGUAUCGAGAUAAGAAAGAUGAAAGUUAAUUUGGCUCCAAAGAGGCAGCAAACUCAAGUCACCCCUUAUCAUGACAGAAGCUUGUUCGUACCUUACGUGAAUCCUCAACCGUUGGUACAGGAUCCUGACAAAGCUAAAACGUAUGCUAUGACGGUCUUGUUGCAUCUUGUUCGCGAAAACGCGAAAGGAUUAAAGGUGAAGGGUAUCGAAAUAGCCGAUGAACGCCCAGCAGAUACUCUCUUCGGAUCGAUAGUGCUGGAUAUCUUAUACAGAGAACCUUCUGUCACCGUCGACUUCCAAAUUGCUGGAAGUAACCCUAAUCAAUACACUAGUCUGGAAGCACAACACAUAAAAGUCGUGCAACGAGACAUGCACAUCGCGCCCGUAGGUCAGGAUUUGAAUUUCAUAAUAGCGGCCAAUGUGCUGUCCGAAAACUCGAAAGCUGCGCUUAGAAAUUUAUCUGAGAGUUUGAAAGCCGGAGGGUUUUUAAUACUCGAAGAAUGUGGUCAGCUUAAUCUGAGCAACUUGAAAAGCUGUAAUCUAAUGUAUGUCAGUAAACAAGUGAUACAUGGAAAGUCGUUCAUUCUACUUAAAAAGAUAGAAAAUUUGAAGGAACCGAGUAUCAUACAAAUAACGGAGAAGAACUUCCACUGGUUGGAAGGUCUUAAGGCGGCCAUGAAGAAAUCCGUGACUGAAAAUCAAGAAAUUCUCUUAGUCAGCCAAGGCGAAGAACUGCUUGGUAUGGCUGGUUUGAUAAAUUGUCUCCGUAUGGAAGAGGGCGGCAGUAACGUGCGUUACGUGUUCAUUCAGGACAAAAACGCCCCCAAGUUUAGUCCGAGCAACAAAUUCUAUUCCGAACAAUUAGAGAAACAAUUUGUAGCAAAUGUCCUGAAAGGAGGAAAUUGGGGAUCAUACCGUCAUUUACCCUUAGAUGGGCAAAAAGGUGCAUCGUCCCUUCAGGUUGAACACGCCUACAUUAAUGUCUUGUAUAGAGGUGAUUUGAGUAGCUUGAGAUGGAUCGAGAGCCCGUUGAGCUAUUACCAACCGGAGACAUGUCCAAACAUGGAAUUGUUCCAUGUAUACUAUGCUCCUCUGAAUUUCCGAGAUGUGAUGUUAGCCAGUGGAAAGUUACCGCCGGAUGCUCUUCCUGGAAACUUGGCCAACGAGGAUUGUAUACUGGGUCUCGAAUUCUCUGGACGUAACUCGAAAGGUCAACGAGUCAUGGCGAUGGUACCAGCACGUGGCUUAGCCACCACCGUUGUAGCCGAUCCUGGAUUCUCGUGGAUAGUACCCGACAAAUGGACUUUGGAGGAAGCUUCAACGAUCCCGGUAGCCUACUCCACGAGCUACUAUGCUUUGUUCGUCCGUGGUGGCUUGAAACGUGGCGAGAGUGUUCUUAUCCAUGCAGGUACCGGAGGUGUGGGACAAGCUAGUAUUUCCAUAGCACUGCACGCAGGUUGUACGGUGUUCACCACAGUUGGUACGCCAGAGAAACGUGAAUGCUUGAAGAAGAUGUUCCCACAGUUGACCGACAGGAAUAUUGGUAACUCUCGAGACACUAGCUUCGAACAGAUGAUACUUAACGAGACGAAUGGCCGUGGUGUCGACGUAGUACUUAACUCCUUGGCCGAGGAAAAGCUGCAGGCCAGUAUAAGGUGUCUUGCAAUUGGCGGUCGUUUCCUUGAGAUAGGAAAAUUCGAUUUGUCCAACGACGCGACCUUGGGAAUGUCGUUGUUCUUGAAGAAUACUGCGUUCCACGGAAUAUUGUUAGACGCCAUUUGCGAAGACGACUGCGCGGAAAGGCAAGCAGUGGUGAAACUCGUUCAAGAGGGAAUAGAAAACGGAGCCGUUCGUCCGCUUCCGGCAACCGUCUUCUCCGAACAACAAAUCGAACAGUCCUUCAGGUUCAUGGCCACGGGCAAACACAUUGGAAAAGUCGUGUUGAAGAUUCGCGACGAAGAGAAACAGAAAGUUGUCAGUUCUCCGGCGCCAAAAAUAGUCGCGGCUAUUCCUCGCACGUACAUGAAUCCAGAGAAGUCGUACAUAUUGGUCGGUGGUCUCGGUGGAUUCGGUAUAGAGCUUGCAGAUUGGAUGAUCACCCGUGGCGCGAAACAUGUAGUAUUGACAUCACGAUCUGGAAUACGUACCGGUUACCAAUCGAUGGCUGUACGUCGUUGGCGCGGAAUGGGCGUUAAUAUUGCCAUUUCCACUGUUGAUGUCACAACAUUGGCCGGAGCGAGACAGCUGCUCAAAGAAAGUAGCGAAAUUGCUCCAAUUGGCGGUAUAUUCAAUCUGGCGGCUGUUCUGGCUGACAAGUUGAUCAAAGACCUUAACGAAAAUGAUUUCGUAAAGGUGACUACACCUAAAGUCAUUGCUACGAAACACUUGGACGCAGCGUCCCGAGAGAUGUGCCCAUCGCUAGACUACUUCGUUGCCUUCUCCUCCGUUUCCUGUGGAAAAGGUAAUCUGGGUCAAACGAAUUACGGUCUUGCAAAUUCUGCUAUGGAGAGAAUAGUAGAACAGAGACAGGCAAAUGGUUUGCCUGGCCUUGCUAUACAGUGGGGAGCUAUCGGAGAUGUCGGUUUGAUUCUAGACACUCUAGGUGGCUCUAAUGAUAUUGAAGUAGGCGGUACUACACCCCAGCGUAUUGGAAGCUGUUUGGAAACCAUGGACGUAUUUCUACAGCAACCUCAUCCGGUUCUGUCUUCCUGUUGCAUUGCGGAUCAACGCAAAUUCCAGGAUACAUCGAAUAGAAUCAGCAUCGUUCAAGCGGUUGCCAACAUCUUGGGCAUUAAGAAACUGGAAACCAUUAAUAACAAUGUUACAUUGGCUGACCUUGGAAUGGAUUCUUUGAUGGGAACAGAAAUAAAACAGACUUUGGAAAGAAAUUACGAUACAGUACUGUCUCCACAAGACAUUCGCAAUCUGACGUUCGAGAAGUUACAAAUGAUUGACUCCGGCGCAGUCGACACUGCCAAGAAUGAUGGGCAAGGUGGAAAGGAAGAAGAAGUUAUGGCAGAAUUCCUGUUCCAAGCAGACGGCACGGAAAUUGUUCCUGUGGAAGCUCUUGUGGAAUUGAAAACAAAGAAAUCGAAGGGAGUACCCGUAUUUUUCGUUCACGCUAUCGAAGGAAUGAUAGGCCCAUUCAAGAGCAUAGCCAGUGAAUUAGAACGUCCUGCUUGGGGAUUCCAGUGUGUAAGAGAUGCUCCACUGGAUUCUAUAACAGAACUUGCCAGUUUUUACAUAAAGGAAAUGAAGAAGGUUCAGAAGAAAGGACCGUAUAAUUUAACCGGUUACUCGUUCGGAGCUUGCGUUGCGUUUGAAAUGGCUCUUCAGCUGGAGAAUGCGGGAGAAAAAACGAUUUUAACUCUUCUGGAUGGUUCGCCAGAGUUUGUAAGGCUGCAUUGUAUUGAAAUUGGAAAACAAGCGAGUCGAUCAAGGCAGGAUAUCCUUGAGGACAAUUGUCGGAAGACAAUGUCAUUUUUCAUUACACAGUUCAAUAGGAAGAUCAGUUACAUUGAGGCAUAUACGAUCUUGAAGGAUGUACCAGAUGACGAAAUAUGGAACAAAAUGGUGAAAGUAAUCAAUCAUGCGGACUUGAAGGAUGAGGAUUUGAAGGUUGCUGGACAGUUGUUCCACAGAAAGAUACAGGCAGCUUAUUACUACAGACCAUCUGAUACGUAUAAAGGAGAUGUCACGCUAGUAAGAAUUGAAGACAACUUCAUUCAUGUGAAAAAAGAUUACGGUCUAUCAGAGAUUUGUACAAAGGAUAUACGAAUUGAAGAAUUGCCUGGAAAUCACAGGAGUUUCUUGACAGGAGAGAGCGGCUCAGAAAUCGCAAAGAUCCUACAAACGUAAACUAACUUCUAUUGAUAUUAGAAUCAGAGCAUCGAGGAAUACGCGAUAUUUAUCAAUGUCGCAUAGAUAAGUUCUAGAAAGUAUCAGUGUACAAUAAUAUCGAUACAGAUCAUCUUACAACUUAAUUAUUAAUAUUUAAUAAUUAAUAGUUCUUAGAUAUUCUGUGUAAA
Molecule: messenger RNA, 7718 nt
Organism: Dufourea novaeangliae
Lineage: Eukaryota; Metazoa; Arthropoda; Insecta; Hymenoptera; Halictidae
Gene: FASN1
Product: fatty acid synthase
Exons: 9
Coding region: 361-7548 (2395 amino acids)
Biological process (GO): fatty acid biosynthetic process
Molecular function (GO): 3-oxoacyl-[acyl-carrier-protein] synthase activity; fatty acid synthase activity; oxidoreductase activity
Source: RefSeq, a predicted model, not a curated record